AUGGCAAAUUUAACAUAUACAAUGUAUAUUAAUACAACUUCUCUAUCUCCACAAUCAACAGUAUCCAUUGAUUAUAAUGCAUUAGGAGAUCGUAUUGGUACAAUAAUCUAUUCUAUUAUAUAUAUGUUAGGAUUUAUCGGUAAUUUACUUGCUCUUAUUACAUUUUCUAGUAAUCGUAUGCGACAAAUUUCAAGCAGUAUAUUUCUUCUUAUACUUUCGAUUUGUGAUACAAUUGCACUUAUAACAUCAUUAUGGUUUUUUUUGGCAGAUGCAUUUUCUAUUCAAUUACAAAAUUAUUCAGCACUUGCAUGUCGUUUUCGAACAUUUUUUGCAUAUGUAUUUAUGGAUUUAUCAUCAUGGUGUAUUGUUGGUUUAGCAUUCGAUCGUUUUUUACGUACAGAAAUACCUUUACGUGCUAAAAUUAUUUGUACACCACGUAAUGCAUUAAUUAUGAUUUUAAUCUUUUUUCUUAUUCUAUGCGGUAUUAAUGGACAUUAUUUUUCAGCUGGUAUUGGUCAAGAACGUGGUGGAAAUCGAACAACAGCACAUUGUUUAGAAAAUCGUGAUGAAUAUCCAAAUUAUUAUUUUUUCUAUAAAAUUAUAUGGCCGAAAAUUGAUAUGAUCGUUUUUUGUUUUUUACCUGCUUGUAUAAUGAUAUUUUGUAAUGUACGUAUUAUUUGUAUACUUCGACGACAACGUCGACAUUUUGAAAAUGUUGGAAAUGAAAAUGGACAUACAAAAAUAACAAAUAUACAACAAACAUUAAAUGGUAGUCAGACAAUUAAAAAAAAACCCUUAUCACAUAGAAGAUCUAUUGAACGACAAAUGUCAUUAAUGAUGUCAUCCUGUGUUAUUGUAUUUCUUUGUACAACAGUACCAGUGACAAUUUAUCUUAUUUUACUUGAACAAGUUAUUGUUAAAUAUCCAGAUUUUGCUCGAGAUAAUGCUUAUUAUGUAUUUGUAUUCCGUAUACUUCGUGCUAUAAUGUAUAUUCAUUUUGGUUGUAAUUUUUAUUUAUAUUGUUUAACAAGUCGAAUAUUCCGUGGUGAAUUUUUACAAACUAUAACAUGUCGAAGAAUAAUGAUUAAUACAAAUCAAGAUGCAACCACAAGUUUUGUACUCAAUAAAAUUGUUGAUGCAUCAAAUGUAUAA
Messenger RNA from Adineta steineri, 1152 nucleotides. NCBI's taxonomy places the organism in Eukaryota, Metazoa, Rotifera, Eurotatoria, Adinetida, Adinetidae. The record is from the annotation of a GenBank genome assembly.